Ictalurus punctatus (channel catfish) is the source of this 4106-nucleotide messenger RNA. It is a transcript of the gene lrrc8db, whose product is annotated as leucine rich repeat containing 8 VRAC subunit Db. Bases 789 to 3314 code for a protein of 841 amino acids. NCBI's taxonomy places the organism in Eukaryota, Metazoa, Chordata, Actinopteri, Siluriformes, Ictaluridae. The record is from RefSeq and is a predicted model, not a curated record. The transcript is spliced from 2 exons. Gene Ontology annotation, molecular function: protein binding.
AAAUAAUGCACAUUUAAUAAAAUGUAUAUGUAUAUUAUGCACCCACACUUAAAAGUGUUUUCAGAUAGACACUGUUUGAUAUGAUAAUCAGUGAUACUGUAUAAAGGCACAAAUAACGUAUGUUAUAUUACAAUGUUAUAUUAGAUGUGUAUAGUAUUUAGAUUAUGAUUUAGACACACCUUAAUAACUAUCACUACCUGGGGUGGCAUUAGACAGUUAACCGUUAUUUUAGGGACAUACUCAGCUUGAAUGACUGGAUUUAUUCACAUGUUGCAGUUGCCUGUUGUAAUUAUCAUUUAGGAUGUUUUUUAAUAGGAAGCAGAAUUGCCAUGCAGAAUUUCAGGUUGUUGUUUUUUUGGUCAUCCCAAUCAUUAUGUUAACAAAAAACAUGUUGACAUGUACACACUGGUAGAUUGUUCUGAAAACUCUCCUAACACUUCCUCUGAGUCUUAGAGCUCUUUAUUGGCCCUCUUAAUAUGUUCCCCACAACAAUUUAAUUGGCUUGCGUGUGCAUGAACAGCUGUGAUUGGUUACCGUUUGUGUCACUAUAACGGCUAGGAAAGACUAAGCAAAUCAGUGUAUCUGGCGCAGACAUUGACCUAGUUAAGAGAGAGAGCAAACCUAGGAGUUAAACAAGGCUCCAUGUCUGCACACUCGCAUGUGGUUACACCAUCGGAGUGGCUAACACCAUGAAGCGGUUAAAGCUAUUACUUAAUGCUGCCACAGAUGAUGAGGUUUCCUGUGUUGAUCUUCACUUGUUUCUGUAGGCACUGCCCUCCUGAACUGGAAUGUUCACCCUCACGGAAGUUGCCUCUCUGAACGACAUCCAGCCAACCUAUCGAAUUCUGAAACCGUGGUGGGAUGUGUUCAUGGAUUAUUUGGGCAUUGUAAUGCUCAUGGUGGCAAUAUUUGCUGGGACGAUGCAGUUAACCAAAGACCAGGUUGUUUGCUUGCCUGUUCUGGAUUCGUGGGAAGAGUCUGUCACCACACAGAAGCCUCCAGAAACAGCUUCUGACCUCGGGACAGGAGGAAACAGAGUGACAUUAGCAGCUGCACCUUUAGCAGGCAAAGACCAGCCUGACACAGUUGUCCGCCAACUGCAUUUCUCUCAACCAGCUGCAAUCAUCCAUCCUCAGCCAACAGGGGUGAAAACAAACAUGGACUUUCAACAGUAUGUCUUUGUCAACCAGAUGUGCUACCAUAUUGCCCUCCCCUGGUAUUCAAAAUACUUUCCAUAUCUUGCUCUCAUUCACACAAUUGUCCUCAUGGUCAGCAGCAACUUUUGGUUCAAGUAUCCAAAGACAUGCUCAAAAAUUGAGCAUUUUGUGUCAAUUUUGGGGAAGUGUUUUGAGUCCCCUUGGACCACCAAAGCAUUGUCUGAGACAGCUUGCGAAGACUCGGAGGAGAAUAAGCAAAGAAUGACUGGAGGCCUCUCGUUACCAAAGCAUUUAUCCACUGGCAGUGAGGAGGGGAGCCCAAGCCCAACCACACCAAUGCUGGGAAAAUCCAGUGUUAAAUUCUCAACUGAAAAGCCUGUAAUUGAAGUUCCAAGCAUGACCAUACUGGACAAGAAAGAUGGCGAGCAAGCCAAGGCCCUUUUUGAAAAAGUGAGGAAGUUUCGUGUGCAUGUUGAGGACAGUGACUUGAUCUACAAACUCUAUGUCGCUCAAACUAUAAUUAAGACAGUCAAGUUCAUUUUGAUCUUGUGUUACACAACAACAUUUGUUGCAUACAUUCAUUUUGAGCAUGAUUGUAAACCAGAUGUUAAGCAUUUAACUGGCUACACCAAAUUCCAGUGUACUCAUAAUAUGGCAUUCAUGUUGAAAAAGCUGCUCAUUAGCUACAUUGCCAUCAUUUGUGUUUAUGGCUUGGUAUGCAUUCACACACUUUUUUGGUUAUUCAGGCGGCCUCUGAAGGAGUACUCAUUUGAGAAGGUGAGAGAGGAGAGCAGCUUUAGUGACAUACCAGAUGUAAAGAAUGACUUUGCAUUUCUCUUGCACAUGGUAGACCAAUAUGACCAGUUAUACUCUAAACGCUUUGGUGUCUUUCUCUCAGAGGUCAGUGAAAACAAACUGCGGGAAAUUAGCUUGAAUCACGAGUGGACAUUUGAGAAGCUACGGCAGCAUGUGACACGGAAUGCGCAAGACAAGUUGGAGCUCCAGUUGUUUAUGCUGUCAGGUGUUCCUGAUGCAGUGUUUGACCUCACUGACCUCGAGAUAUUGAAGCUUGAGCUAAUCCCUGAAGCACGGAUAACAGCAAAGAUUUCCCAGAUGACCAACCUUCAGGAACUGCAUUUAUAUCACUGCCCUUCCAAAGUUGAACAGACUGCAUUCAGUUUUCUCCGUGAUCACCUACGGUGCCUUCAUGUCAAAUUUACAGAUGUUGCAGAGAUACCCCAAUGGGUUUACUUGUUGAAGAACUUGAGGGAGCUCUACUUGGUGGGAAACCUGAACUCUGAAAACAACAAGAUGAUUGGCUUAGAAUCCCUCAGGGACCUGAGGCAUCUGAAAGUACUACAUCUGAAGAGCAACCUUACUAAGGUCCCAACAAACAUAACAGACUUAGCCCCCCAUCUGGUCAAACUCGUGGUACACAAUGAUGGUACUAAGCUCUUGGUAUUGAAUAGUUUGAAAAAGAUGAUGAAUCUUGCUGAUCUGGAGUUGCAUAAUUGUGAAUUGGAAAGGAUACCACAUGCCAUUUUUAGUUUGACAAAUCUACAGGAGCUAGACUUGAAAUCCAACAAUAUUCGCACUAUUGAGGAGGUUAUCAGCUUCCAACACUUAAAAAGGUUUACCUGCCUCAAACUUUGGCAUAACAAGGUCAUCACCAUUCCACUGUCCAUAGGUCAAGUAAAGAACCUUGAGUCCCUUUAUCUUUCUCACAACAAACUAGAGUCCUUGCCUGCACCUUUGUUUAGUUUACCUAAGCUAAGAUAUUUGGAUUUAAGUUACAACUCCAUUGUGGUGAUUCCAACAGAGGUAGGAUUCCUGCAGAACCUCCAGCACUUUGCCAUCACAGGAAACAAGGUGGAAGUGGUACCAAAGCACCUGUUCAAAUGCACCAAGUUGCGUACACUGUGUUUGGGCCAAAAUUGUAUCUCGUCCCUGCCAGAGAAAAUUGGCCAGUUGGUGCAGCUGGUACAUCUAGAGCUAAAGGGAAACUGUCUGGACCGCCUUCCAGCCCAGCUUGGACACUGCAGACUCUUGCGUCGAAGUGGUCUGAUUGUGGAGGAUCACUUAUUCGACUCUCUGCCGAUAGAGGUCAAAGACAGCAUUAAUCAGGAAAGCAAUUCUACGUAUGCUAAUGGAAUGUAGGAGAUUAGUAGAAAGGGAUCUCUACAUUUCCCUCUACUGGUCCUCUUUUGACCAGAAUCUGCUAUCCAUGUUGAAUGGAAUUAUACACAAUGUUUUCUUUAUUGCUAUGGUUGCACCAAACUGGUCUCUUGCUAGUUUGACAACUGGUGAGGAAGGUUUGGCUCAGGACUUGCACCUAAAUGAAAUGCUUUAAACCACUGGAAUUAACCAAGCAUCCUAGAGCUUAUUCUGGCUACAAACUAAACAAGAAGACCAGUAGAAAGCAUCUGAUGUAACAAAACGUGUUCACUGGAAAUGUUUUUAAAAAGCUAUGAAUAACCCAGUUUGCAAUAUUUUUCUUUCCCUGAUACAAAGCCAACAGUGUCAUGUUUCACAUUCAAACCGCUCUUUCUGCAGUCUUUCAUUUGUUUAUGCUGCCAUGUUUUUCAUUUUAUCUAACGACUUUCCACACAGAACAACCCACAUUGUGGUGCAGAUACUUACUGUAUUUAUUCAUUCUUGGAGGAAAUCAGGAAAAGGUGAAAAACAACAACAACAAUGAAAAGAUCUUUGUGUUUGGCAACGUAUUAUAAGGAACCAUUAGUGCACACAAUGCAUGGUCCUUGCUGCUCAUAACACUUCAGCCUAGAAAUUAUUGUUCUAAUAUUUAUUCUUCUACUAUUCAGCUUCUACAUGUUAGUCAAAAGACAUGUAUAAAAUCAGAAUUUAUGUUAAAAACUACUGCUAAACAUUGUACUGGUUACUCUAAGUGGGAAUACAAAUGCUUGUACUUUAUUAAAAAAAAUUACUCAA